AAAACCAACCUUACCAUUUUUUAGCAACCCAAGGUCUUUUACAUAGAAAAAUCCACCACCACCACCACAACCCCCCAAAUCCGCUAGUUACCACCUCUAUAGGGUUUCUCCUUUUAGUAAUUACUCAGACACAGCAUUCCUUCUCUCUCUCUCUCUCUCCCUAAAACUUGACUCUCUACCUUGGCAUCUUUACUGAAACAAAUUGCAAACUUUCGAGGAGAUUGGAUUUUGAAGCACGGAGGCUUUGGAGAUUGCAAAAAUUUUAGAUGUCAUGUUAUUAGACUUUGGUUGCUAUUUAUAGAAAGGCGGUAGUGAUGUAUUAAUUAGACUCUACAUGUAGUUAUGUGUGUUUGGUGGUUGCUGUAAGCUGAUAUAUCUUGAUCUAUUGGCUUGUGCUGCUAUAUAUUUAUACAGGAUUGAAAGGAAGUGAGAUUUAGCUUUGUGGGUUAUUGCAAUUGAAAGACGUGAAAGGUUGGUUUUUUAAGUGCAAUUGAGUUGGUUUUAGUUGUUCAAAUGAAAAACAAAGAAGGUUAAAGAGAGGAAAUUGAGUUGUUUGUUUAGAGGGUAGACUAAAUCCAAGUGCGAAGAGUGGAACUUUGAUGGAUUUGGAGGUGGAGUUUAAUUAGUAAUGUGCACGUUAAGGAAGUUAUUAAGGGAGGAAGAAUUGAGUUCCUUUGGAUGUUGCUCUGAUUCAAAAGAGGGGUGAGGUUAUUAGGAGUGUAUUUUGGUUAGUUAUAUAAAAAAUGGAGAACUCCUUCUCGUCAAAAGAAAAGGGGAUGGGUUAUUGGGCUUCACCAAGAGCUCAGAUGGAUAGUGUCACAACUUUCGAUGGUGCUCCAAGGAAUUCAUUUUUUGAGGACCCAUUCAACAGUUUUUCAGAGCUUAUGAAUUUUGAUAUGUAUGCUGGAUGGUGCAACAACUCAUCAGCUAUGGAUCAAAUGCUUGCCCCCUAUGGAACGCCAUCUUUUCCUUCGACAUCCUAUCCAUCCUUUGAUGCAGGAAGUUUUGCAGAACAAAAUUCUGCUUCAAUACAGGAAACAAUAAAUGCUGCUGGGACUUCUUACAAUGGUGGAGAUAAAGUGAUGCUUCAGCAAACAAAUUCCCAUUUUGGUUGUCCCUCAGAUUCAAUUGAUGCUGAUGAUUUGGGUGCGAAACACAGUAAUGGAGCCGGUCAGCAAAACCAUUUCCCAAACACAACACACUAUAUUAUGUCACAGCCAGUUGGGCCUUCACUAGAUGAGAGGAUGCUAAGGGCAUUAUCCCUGUUGAAGGUUUCAUAUGGAGGGGGUAUUUUGGCACAAGUAUGGGUUCCCAUAAGGAGUGGGGAUCAAUACAUGUUAAGCACUUCAGAGCAACCAUACUUGCUUGAUCAAAUGCUAGCAGGGUUCCGAGAAGUGUCUAGAACAUUUACUUUCUCUGCAGAAGUGAAGCCUGGUGUGCCUCUAGGACUUCCUGGUCGUGUAUUCAUUUCCAAAGUUCCAGAGUGGACUUCAAAUGUAAGAUAUUAUCGCAAGGCCGAAUACUUGCGGGCAAAGCAUGCAGUUGAUCAUGAAGUCCGGGGCUCUUUUGCAUUACCGAUCUUUGAUCCUGAUGAGAUGUCCUGCUGUGCUGUUCUGGAACUUGUCACUGUUAAGGAGAAACCAGAUUUUGAUUCAGAGAUGGAAAAUGUUUGCCAUGCGCUCGAGGCUGUGAACUUAAGGAGCACUGCACCUCCUCGACUUCUUCCUCAGUGUCUCUCAAGCAACAAAAGAGCUGCCUUGUCUGAAAUAGCUGAUGUUCUACGAGCUGUAUGCCAUGCACAUAGAUUGCCACUGGCUCUUACGUGGAUGCCUUGCAAUUAUACUGAGGAAGCUGUUGAUGAAAUCAUAAAAGUGCGUGUCAAGGAAGCCAAUUCAAGGUCAAGUGGUAAAUGUAUCUUGUGCAUUGAAGGUACAGCUUGCUAUGUGAAUGACAGAGAGAUGCAAGGUUUUGUGCAUGCGUGUGCUGAACAUUAUAUUGAGGAAGGGCAAGGUAUAGCUGGAAAAGCAGUGCAAUCAAAUCAUCCCUUCUUCUUCCCUGAUGUGAAGACAUAUGAUAUAACUGAGUAUCCACUUGUUCAUCAUGCACGCAAGUAUGGUCUGAAUGCUGCAGUUGCAAUCAGGCUAAGAAGCACCUACACUGGUGAUGAUGACUAUAUUUUAGAGCUCUUUCUCCCUGUCAAUAUAAAGGAGAGUUCAGACCAGCAACUCCUGUUGAACAACCUCUCAGGUACCAUGCAGAGAAUUUGUAAGAGUUUGAGAACAGUUUCAGAUACAGAAUUUGCUGGACAGGAAUGUUCUGAAGUUGGGUUGCCAAAGGAAGCAGUGCCAAGCUUCCAACCAAUGUCCAUAUCAAAUGGAAGCUCUCAAACUGCAUUAUCAGAAGGAAACUUGAACUCGGCUGCCAAGAUGCCUCUUAAUGUGUGUAGUUCAAAAAAUGAUCAAAUAGAAUCAAAUAGCUCUAACGAACAGACAACGAGUGGAUCUAGAAGACAGGUGGAGAAAAAGAGAAGCACAGCGGAGAAAACUGUGAGCUUGAGCGUUCUUCAGCAAUACUUUUCUGGAAGUCUCAAGGAUGCUGCCAAAAGCAUUGGUGUUUGCCCCACAACACUGAAGAGAAUUUGCAGACAACAUGGAAUAUCCAGAUGGCCAUCCCGAAAGAUAAACAAGGUGAACCGCUCAUUAAGAAAAAUACAGACCGUGCUUGACUCUGUUCAGGGGGUGGAAGGAGGGCUGAAAUUUGAUCCAACCACAGGUGGUUUUGUAGCAGGGGGCUCCAUGAAUCAAGAAUUUGAUCAUCGAAAUGGUUUUGUGUUUCAAGCAAAAAACCUAUCCAAUGGAAAUUCUGAACCAGCUAACCACGAUGUAGUUUCUGUACUUCCGGCUUCUUGUACUGAUGGAAAUAAUUCUACUGUUAAAGUUGAAGAGGAUGAAUGUUGCAUAGGUAGCGGGGGAAUGUUAAAGGAGUGUAGUGUUCAUGUGAUUGAUUGCAGUGCAGAUUCCAAGUCAGUUGCAAUAGAUGCUGGAUUAUGUGAACAGACUAGCUUUGGCUCUGGAUCUUGGGCUUGUCUCGAGAUUGACCCCCCAGGUUCUUUUGCAAAAGCAGGCAACAUAGGAGGCAUGAAAAAUGGCGGUAUUAUACUAGAGAACUCGGACUCCCGCAUUGUGCCUCGAAGCUCACUCCCCUUUGUUGCUGCUCAGGAGAUGGAUACCAAAAUGGAGGGUGAUGAUGGAAAUGUAGAACGUAACCAGCCUACUUGUUCAAGCAUGACCGACUCAUCAAACAGCUCUGGUUCAAUUAUGCAUGGCAGCAUAUCAAGCUCUCCGAGCUUCGAGGAGAGGAAGCAUUCAGAAGAGAAAACUAGUUUUGGUGAUGGUGAUUUAAAAAUUACUGUAAAAGCCAGGUACAGAGAAGAUAUAAUACGAUUCAAAUUUGAUCCAUCAGCAGCAGGAUGUUUCCAACUCUACGAAGAAGUAUCAAAGAGGUUCAAAUUGCAAACUGGAACAUUCCAGCUCAAGUAUCUAGAUGACGAAGAGGAGUGGGUAUUGUUGGUGAGCGACUCUGACUUGCUGGAGUGUCUGGAGAUAAUGGAAUAUGUUGGGACUCGUAGUGUGAAGUUCCUUGUUCGUGACACGCCUUUUGCUAUGGGAAGCUCAGACAGCAGCAGUUGCUUUUUGACGGGAAGAUCCUAACACAUGGGUGACACGGGCAAUCUGAGUCUAGCUCGUGUCUUUUUAGUUGAAAUGGGGAGUAUGUACUUGCCAUAAUUCAUCUGCACUUCUUUCUUUCAAAGUAUUUGCAGAACCAAUCACAAAUUGGACUACAAUACAGUACAACCGAACAUUCCCGGUGCAGAAAUAUAGUUGUAUGAUUGGUUGUCAGAAUUCCAGAAAAGAAAGAGGGGGGAGAAAAGUUAGGAAAAAGAGAUGAUUUUGUAUGAUAUAGUUGAUGUUAAUGUAUAAUGCUGUAUAUGCUAGAAGUGGCAAAAGAGGUUUUAGUUGUAGAAACAAAAUCGGGGCACUGUGUUCUUAUGUUAUGUACUGUAGUGCCCUUAAACCUUGUAGAUUGUGUAGGGUUUUACAUCUCAAUUUAUGAAAAUGGAAAAUGUUCAAGUUUGACGACA
Messenger RNA from Populus trichocarpa (black cottonwood), 4141 nucleotides. Its product is annotated as protein NLP9. Bases 744 to 3710 code for a protein of 988 amino acids. Lineage: Eukaryota; Viridiplantae; Streptophyta; Magnoliopsida; Malpighiales; Salicaceae. Gene Ontology annotation, molecular function: DNA-binding transcription factor activity; protein binding. The record is from RefSeq and is a predicted model, not a curated record. The transcript has 6 exons.